Molecule: messenger RNA, 2687 nt
Organism: Bactrocera oleae (olive fruit fly)
Lineage: Eukaryota; Metazoa; Arthropoda; Insecta; Diptera; Tephritidae
Source: RefSeq, a predicted model, not a curated record
GGUUCAGUUCCCGCUGGUGCUUAGAGGCGCAAACAACUUAGAAUGUGAAAAAAAUUAACGCACAGCUGUGAAUUGAAACGAGAAUUGGUCGAAAAAAAAAAAAAAUUCCAAGUGACAAGAAUUAUAAGUUAAUUAGUUAAUUAAAAGGUGAUAUUUAAAAAGUAGAAAAAUCAAUUAAAAAUAAUAUUGUAGACCACAAUUAAAAUACAAAUACAACAAAAACAUUUACUAGCCGAACUCCUUAUUUGACGAGUGUUUAUUUUUACAUACAUAUUUUUCGGUGCAUUUGUAUGCAAAAUUUAACGCGUUUAUAGAACUUGUUACAACAACAAGAACUUGUGUCUGUGUGUGUAUGCGCAUAUGUCUGGUAUGCUAAUUGUCGAAUCUGGUGGAAUAAUUUGCUCAAUUAAUUAAACACAGCAGCUGUGCGAAGCUGCAGUGGACUUAGCUCUAUUUAACCGUUACUCACACUUCGAGCGCUGUCAAAGUAAACUAGUGAAAUUCCAGACAAGUUUACAAAAAGCUGCAACAACAAGAUAAACACGUGACCACAAGAAUUCCACAAUUCCAACAGCGCAAUUAAAACAAGAAAAAAAUUGUAAAAGGUCGACUCAGCGUAAAAAAAAGAGAUUGUUAUAGAAAUAAAUAAAAAAUAAUUCACAUUCUAAGUGGAAUCUAAUAAGAAUACAAGAAAUAAGUAGAAUAACUCGACAUACAGUAUUGCAUAACAGUAACGGAACAUGGGUGUAACACUGGAGGUGCGAAAUGGCAAGAGCGCCAAAGCGAACGAAGCAGAUCUUGAGGGUAGUGAUGGCAAGAAGACUCACCGCACAAGCAACUUGGAGACAGCAACACAUCUCUUCAAAGGUAGCGUUGGCGCUGGUCUCUUCGCCAUGGGUGAUUGUUUCAAGAAUGGUGGUCUGGUCGGCGCUACUGUGCUAAUGCCCAUCCUAGCGGUUAUUUGCGUGCAUUGUGAGCGUCUGCUGAUCGACGGUUCGAUUGUGAUGGUGGAGAAGACACCCGGUGUGGACUUCUUCGACUAUCCGGAUACGGUGGAAAAAGUCUUCGAAUAUGGGCCACCGCCUGUGCGGAAAUUGUCAAAAUUAAUGCGCACCAUUGUGGAGACUUUUUUGUGUGUAACACAAUUCGGCUUCUGUUCGAUAUAUUUCGUUUUCAUUACGGAGAAUCUUUAUCAGGUUCUGCAACAAAACGGCAUUGACAUUAGUCAAACAACUACAAUGGCCCUCGCAUUGCUGCCGGCCAUGUUGCCCUCGUUACUUACCAAUUUGAAGUACAUCUCACCCAUUUCGAUGUUGGCCAACUGUUCGCUACUCUUCGGUCUAUUCGCCACGCUGGUGAUCGCGUUGCAAGGUCCCAUGCCGGCCAUAAGCGAGCGUCACUACAUAACCAACGGUACGCAGAUGGCAUUGUUUUUCGGCACAGCACUCUUCUCAUACGAAGGCAUUGCGCUCAUACUACCGUUACGUAAUAAAAUGCGUAAUCCUGAAAACUUUACGAGUACUUUUGGUGUUUUAAAUAUGACCAUGGUGGUGGUAACGUCAAUUUUCAUAUUUACUGGUUUCAUUGGUUAUAUGCGUUGGGGUGAGGAUGUUGAGGGCAGCGUUACGUUGAAUUUGAACUCGGAAGAUGUCUUGUCACAGGUUGUCAAAAUCGUAGCUGCGAUGGGUGUUUUCUUCGGGUACCCCAUACAAUUCUUUAUUCUGAUCAAGAUCAUUUGGAAACCGAUGAAGGAAUCGUGCGGUAUGGCCCAAAGCUAUCCCAUCACGAUACAAGUUGUGCUGCGUUUCAUCUUGGUUUGGUGUACAUUCGGUGUUGCUGUCAUUGUGCCGAAACUCGGUCUCUUCAUUUCGCUAAUCGGUGCACUGUGCUCCACUUCAUUGGCGCUGUUGAUACCAGUGAUACUCGAUUUUGUAUUGCGCGCUGGAGUGCCCAAAGCCUUGACCACUUGGGUGUACCUGAAGAACAUGGCGAUUGUGCUGAUUGCCUUGUUAGGCAUUGCCACCGGCACUUAUCAGAGCAUUGUCGAGAUAAUCAAAGAAUUUUAUGAUUAAAUAUGUUGUGGCAGAUAAAUACUAAUUAAGUCCAUAUUCAUGUAUGUAUAUAUGUGUUUAUGUAGUAUAUAUUACCGUUAUGUUAAGCAUACUUGUAAUUACGUGUUAUUUAGUGUUAGUACAUUUUUAAGUAUUUGUCCAUAAGAAAAAUAAUUAUCGAUAAAAGCAAUCUAUUGUAAAUAAACUAUAUUGUAAAUACUUAGUUUAUAGGUGUACUUAUAAAAAUUGAAAACUGUUUUAUCGUAACUAAUGAAUAUCGACAUCACUUAUAUAUAUAAUUUUUUUCAUAACGGAAGGAUAUCAUUGCGAUUUUUAUGCCUUAGUAGUGCCAAAUAGUCUGUUAGCGUUAUUUAAAUAUUUGUAUUUCUAUGGUUUUUAUAUAAUAUGAAGCUGUGCUAAGAUAAACACUGUGUUACUCUGUUUUAAAGAAUUUGAUUAAAAAACUUAAAUUAUUUUACAUAAAAAUUAAAUAUUAUUUCUUUUAAGUUUUAAAUAUAUUUUUAAUUGUAAGAAAAUAUGUAUUACUAGUCUAGCUAGCUAUCCAUAAGAUAAAAAUGUAUUUUAUAGAAACGUGCUAAAUAAAAAGAAAACAAUAUUCAACUAUAACCUCUAAAA